This is a messenger RNA of Closterium sp. Naga37s-1, 561 nucleotides long. NCBI's taxonomy places the organism in Eukaryota, Viridiplantae, Streptophyta, Zygnematophyceae, Desmidiales, Closteriaceae. The record is from the annotation of a GenBank genome assembly.
AUGGAAGAGGAUCUGAGGCGGGAAGAUGCGAGUGAGUUAGAGGGAGAGAUGAUGAACGGAGCACUCCCUGUGACACCCUCUCAUGCCAUCACUCCCUCACUUCCUGUGACACCCUCUCAUGCCAUCACUCCCUGUGACACCCUCUCAUGCCAUCACUCCCUCACUCCCUCACUCCCUGUGACACCCUCUCAUGCCAUCACUCCCUCACUCCCUGUGACACCCUCUCAUGCCAUCACUCCCUGUGACACCCUCUCAUGCCAGCACUCCCUCACUCCCUCACUCCCUGUGACACCCUCUCAUGCCAUCACUCCCUCACUCCCUGUGACACCCUCUCAUGCCAUCACUCCCUGUGACACCCUCUCAUGCCAGCACUCCCUCACUCCCUCACUCCCUGUGACACCCUCUCAUGCCAUCACUCCCUCACUCCCUGUGACACCCUCUCAUGCCAUCACUCCCUCACUCCCUGUGACACCCUCUCAUGCCAUCACUCCCUCACUCCCUGUGACACCCUCUCAUGCCAGCACUCCCUAUGACACCCUCUCAUGCCAUCACUCCCUGUGA